GUUCAACUUUGUUCUAAAACAGCGAUGUCAACGCAAGCAAGCUUUGAGAGGGAUAGCAGCAACCGACGUUAUGGGUACACGUGCUCCUAAAGAAGGACCUGUGUCAUGGCUGGCUUGCUGGGAAUUGCAAGCGUUCAGGAGGCAGAUGGACGUGAUUCGGGAGAGCUUCUAGGAGACGAGGAACUGCGAAGCACUCCGGCCAACAAGGUUCGCAGUGCUGCAGCCCAGCAGCGGUUGGCUGUGCGUGAGUAUCGUGAGGCUUAUCGGCUCCGACCUCGAGAUGCUGAGACAAAGGACAGAUUGCAUUCGGCAUGCGCUGUGCUGAGACGUCUGCAGGCUUUGGUGGAUGGCCCGAAAAGGAUUCCCAUGCGAAGGUUCCUGGCACACUACAAUUUGAGCAUCAGAUACUGGGACAUGGGAGAGGCCAGACAAGCCAUCGAUGAAGCCCACAAGGCUCGUAAGGAACUUGAAAAGCACAGCCUUCCACGAGGAUGUGCAGAGCACAACUUGCUGCUGAUGAUGCAGGUCUACACAGAAUUUAAGCAGGAGCAAAAGAAGCUUGAAGAUGCUCUCCACCGAUCUCCUGAGGCGGUUGGACCAAACUACGACAUGGGAAUCCACUUUUUUGACAAAAGGAUGCUGCGGCGGGCUGAGGCUCAGUUACGCCUUGCCAGAGAUCGCGCUCGGACCGGCACAGCUUUGCAGCUUGUGGAGCAGGAUAUGCUGAGUCUUCAGGCUUCAGCAGAUGACAAUCCCCUCGCUCCCGCUGAUGGAAAGAAGGCUGUUGCUGCACAGUCCCGUGGCGCUGGGCGCAUGGUCCAGCUGCUGCAGGAUAUCGAGGAUGAUUUGACUUUUAUCUCCCGGCUAAAGCAACUAUGGUGUGUGGAGGAAGAUUCGGGCAAGGCAGACGAACUUCAGGAAACUGGCGUUCGUGACGGCUUGAUGCCCCAACUUCUUCCGUGUAUGCACUGCCGAUACUCGCAGGACAGAUCAGCGUGCGACGCUUGGUUAGCAGACCUGAGUGUCAGAACUGACAUAUGCCUGCAGGCUGGAAGACAUGCGCGAGCGUGUCUCAAGUGACAGUCCCAAAGCCGGUCGAUUCUGCAUGAUGCAUGUUAGUCAGACUAGAUGAGGAUGACUGGUAGUCUUUUAGUGCACCUCCAGAUAGGAUGACUGGUAGUUUUAUGCUUCGAGCGUAGGCCCUUGGACUUGCUGGCAAGGAAGCUUGCCCAUGCAGUCCAUUUAAUUCGUAAGUUCGGCUGACUUUUGCAACC
Effrenium voratum is the source of this 1274-nucleotide messenger RNA. NCBI's taxonomy places the organism in Eukaryota, Dinophyceae, Suessiales, Symbiodiniaceae. The record is from the annotation of a GenBank genome assembly.